AUGGGCAGAGCCACCAUAAAAUCGGGCUCCAUCAACUUGCUCAACACCAUCAUAGGCGCAGGCAUUCUUGCCAUGCCCUACGGACUUAAGAGCAAUGGUCUUCUUUUCGGUGCUAUUUUGAUCAUUUGGUCGUCGUUGACUUCGGCUUUUGGCCUUUAUCUCCAGAAUAAAGUGGCCAAGUACACCCAGCAGCAACAAGCGGUGUCAUACUUUAGUUUAUGUCAAUUGACAUACCCGCAAUUGUCGGUUAUUUUCGACGGAGCCAUCGCAAUCAAGUGUUUUGGAGUUGGAGUUUCUUAUUUGGUUGUCAUUGGCGAUUUGAUGCCCAAAAUCAUGGAAUCUUUGGCUGUUCCCGAAACGUCAGUAUGGAUGGAACGUAAUGUGUGGAUCACAUUGUUCAUGGUGUUGAUGGUGGCACCUCUUUCGUACUUGAAAAAGCUCGAUUCGCUCAAGUACACCAGCGUCGUUGCACUCUUCUCCGUGGUGUACCUUAUCUGCUUGGUGGUGGGCCAUUAUGUUAGCGACACCAUCCCAGGCCGUGAGAUCGACUACAUUGGGCCAAUCUCCUGGAAACUGACAUUGUCUUCGUUCCCCAUCUUUGUGUUUGCCUACACCUGCCACCAGAACAUGUUUGCUAUCAUCAACGAGUUGACAGCUGACGAGAAAGACGGGCUGACCACCCGCCAGGCCAAUCUUGUUAUUCGUAAUGCCAUUGUCACCGCGUGUGCAUCCUACUUAAUUGUGGGAAUCUUGGGUUAUUUGACAUUUGGUAAUGCUGUUAACGGAAAUAUUAUCACCAUGUACCCGAAAGACUCGAUUCCUUCACUCAUUGGUAGGUUAUGUAUUGUGGUGAUGGUCAGCUUGUCGUUCCCAUUGCAGUGCCAUCCAUGCCGUGGAUCCAUCAACCAUGUGAUUUACUUCGUGAGAAACGGAGUUAAGUCCGGCUGGAAACUUCGAAACUCGCUGGUCACCACCGAUGGAUACUCAGCAUUACCUGACCAAACCUCUCAACAAUCUCACGACGUUGAGUCCGUAUGUGACGAGUCAUUUGUGAGUACGACGCCAAUGGAAGGUGCCCAGGACACUGAUGGCCAUGAUCCCAUCAUUGUGCCGUUGACCACCAAAAAAUUCUACGGCAUUACAACUGCUAUUGUGAUUGCAUCAUACCUUGUGGCCAUCACCGUGAAGUCGUUGGCUCACGUUUUGGCAUUUGUGGGAUCCACGGGCUCGACGUCCAUUUCGUUCAUUUUGCCGGGACUUUUCGGUUACAUGCUUAUUAAGCCCCUCAACGGAGCUACCACAUUGACGGGACUCGAAAGAUUCUGCAAGUAUGGAGGCUUUGCGUUGAGCGUAUGGGGCAUUGUGGUGAUGGUUGUAUGUUUGAGCGUCACUAUCUUCCUUGGAGCCACCCACUGA
Messenger RNA from Sungouiella intermedia, 1416 nucleotides. NCBI's taxonomy places the organism in Eukaryota, Fungi, Ascomycota, Pichiomycetes, Serinales, Metschnikowiaceae. The record is from the annotation of a GenBank genome assembly.